Messenger RNA from Stomoxys calcitrans (stable fly), 1419 nucleotides. RefSeq lists its product as uncharacterized. The transcript is spliced from 4 exons. Lineage: Eukaryota; Metazoa; Arthropoda; Insecta; Diptera; Muscidae. The record is from RefSeq and is a predicted model, not a curated record. Bases 82 to 1332 code for a protein of 416 amino acids.
UUUUUUGGAGUCUUCACAUCCUCCACAAGGAUUUUCUCCCUAACCUCAAACAUAACUCCUUUUACUAGAAACUUUCCCAUUAUGGUUUUGGGUAACAACAACUCCGACCAUCCCUCGUAUUUGAAUGAGGAUUUCUUUAAGGCCGCCUUAGAGGUUGGUUUACAUGAUCAAUGUAUUGAUAUAAAGAAAAUCGAAUUUGGUGAAUCAAGUGGCAGUGGUGAAAAUUAUUGCAGUAAAAUUUAUCGUGCCAAGGCAUUGUAUCGCUGUAGCAAACGUCAACUGGAUGAGGAGCUAGCAUUGAUUGUUAAAAGUAUUGUGAUUACACCGGCUACGAAAUUUCUUGAAGAUUUGGCAGUCUAUUUGCGUGAGAAAAUAUUCUAUUUCGAGGUAUUGGAUAAGCUGGAGAUGCUGAUAGGACAAGGCACGAAAUUUGGAGCAAAAUGUUUCUAUACCACUCGUGAACCAAUGCAAACCAUAGUUUUCGAUGAUCUAACCCAAUAUGGCUUCAAGCUAGCCUGUCGACAAAAUGGCCUAAAUGAAGAACAUUGUGUGGUGAUUCUACAAAAGUUGGCCAAAUUCCAUGCUGCUUCCAUGGUUUUACUGGAAAAGGAUCCCUCAUCAAAGGAACAUUUCCAAACGGGCAUGUUAGAUGAAACCUAUAUAAGAACCAAUGAACGAUUUGUAGACUUUAUGAGUCUACAGCUAAGAACCUUGGCAGAAUUGGCAGCUACAUGGGAAGGUUAUGAAGAUAUAGCCGAAAAACUUCAUAGACAUUGUGAUAACUUAACAGAGAAUCUUGUAAGGACCGGAAAACCAAAAGAGGGAGAAAUUACGGUGCUAAAUCAUGGUGAUUUUUGGGUGAAUAAUUUUAUGUUUAAAUAUAAGGCUGGAGACAACCAAAUACCUAUGGAUGCCAUAUUUGUGGAUUUUCAAAACAGUUUCUUUGGCAGCCCUGGCUGUGAUAUUAACUUCUUUCUCAAUAGCAGCGUUCAAUUGGAUGUUCUUAUGAAUCGUCGGGACUUUCUUAUUGAAUGUUAUUUUCAUACCUUGUGUGAUUCUUUAAAAGGCAUGAAAUAUUCUAAAAUACCUUCGCUGAAGGAUAUUAGGCAUGAAAUAACUUCACGAGAAUUGUAUGGCUUUUUCUCCUCCUAUUCGUUUCUACCCAUGGUUGCCAUGACAAAAGAAGAUUCGGCUGACACCAAUUUAGAGACAUUGGCUGACAAGGAAUUUGCUCGCAAAAAGGUGAAAAUUAUGUUUACCUCAAAUCCACGCACCGGGAAUACAUUGAAGUUUGUGUUGAAACGUUUCGAUAAGUUGGGAAUUUUCGAUUGAUGGUUAUUUUUUAUUUUGUAUAAGUUUAUUGUAAUUUUAAAAUUGAUAAAUUUCUUAAAUAAAAUAUCUCAGUUUGUGCUUAAUGAA